AAUCAAUACAUCCACUUAUUGGAUUAAAUCGACACCACGCGCAUUUUUUCCUUCAUCUUCUCCUGAGUUCUCUGAGGCAGGAGGGCAGAUAUAACUGAUAGAAAGUUUUUAGGGAGCGAACUCAUCUACAAGAGGAGAGAAGACAUCAUUAUCGGUGUAUUUAAGCUCCUAAAUUCACCGGUGGAUGAACUUGUGAACUGAACGGAAUAAAACAUUGGAGAAAAUGAGGAGGUUUUGCGGAGCACUUCAACACCAGCUCCUCCUGCUAUUGGCUGCUGCCAUGGCGACAGCCCUUGAUUCUUCACACAACCUGGCCAGUGAGAGGAGUUCAAUAGAAAGCACGUAUGAGCUGACCAAAUACCUGGAGUAUCAGCUCAAGGAAAUCAAAGUCAUAUAUCUGACCUACCUUGGCCCCCCAUUCAAUGAGAAAGACUUCUCCCCUCCUCGACCCAACAGUACUGCUCUGUCCCUGCCCAGCGCUGCCACCCGCCUGGAGCUGUGGCACGGCCUGGAAAACCAAGCUCGGCUUGCCCAGAACCAGAAGGCCUACUCUGUCCUGCUGGCAGCCGUCAGGGAGUUGGCCCGCUCCACUCUCUGCCCCUCCCUCAAAACCUCACUACUGCACUUUUGCACAGGCCUGGAUGGCCUGCUGGGCUCCAUAUCGGCACUGAUGACCACCCUUGGUUACGCACUUCCACCUUCAUCUGCAAACAUGGGAAGUAACGGCGGAGAGCUGCAGUACCCUCUGAGGGGGGCAGGGGGUGACCGGCCUGCUCCACUCAUGAGCCAGAGCCUUUACAGGUCCAGAGCUGGGACGAGGACACAGUCUGGUCAGCGCAACAACCAAAGAAGAAGUGGGACAAGGGUGGUCAGAGGAGAGAGGGAGGACAGUGUCGGAGGGCGGAGAGGGAAAGAGGGGAGGAGGGCGGACGCGGCCGCAGCUGGAGGAAGGAGUGGGAGAUCUAGGGAGAAGGGAAGAGGAGAAAGAGGGAGGAGAGGGAGGAGGGAAGAGCCAGAGAGCUGGAAGUGGGCUGCUGGAGAAGAAGAGAGAGCAGGAGAAUGGGAAGAAGAGGCACAGGAGGAACAGGGAGGGGAGGAGAGAUGGGAGAGGAGACGGUUGUUGAGUAUCAGUGAGGAUGAAGAGAAGGAGAGGCAGUUUGAACCCAGGGUAGAAGUGUCGUACCCAGGCACAGACGGCUCCCUCCAACAACCGACCAUCCAAACCAUCGGCAAUCAGUACAGCUACAACCUGAACUCACAUCACAUCGACACACUCAGAAAAGAAGAUGGAUUCACUGUAGAGAGAAGAGGGGUAAUAGUGGCGGAGGAGAGGCAAACAAACAUGGAAGCUUCCUCCUCUUCCUCCACUUUCCAUCAUCAGCGUCGGCCUCCUCGCUCCCUCCUCUCCCCCACCCUCCAACCUCCUCUGUCCACCCUCUCCCUGCUCUACCAGUUUGGAGCAGGUGAGGAGCACACCCUCCUCUCCCAGCCCGUCCCUCUGUCUUUACAAAGGGGCACCUCCCUCCUUUCACCUCCUCUGACUCCGCUCCUUUCUUCCACCUCCUCCACCUCCUCUUCGCUGUUGUCGGUGCGGCCGACAAUGAACGACUUUGCCAGGAAAGUGGAGGGGUUUUGGAUAUUGAGAGAGCUGCAGAGUUGGCUGUGGCGGUCGGCGAAGGACUUUAACCGCCUCAAGAAGAGACUCAGAGGCUGAGAUGUCGAGACGCUCGAGUGCAGUUUAUCGGAAAUCUAUUAUUUGCACAAAAUCUGAGUGGAAACAAACUGAGAGGUUUAAACAGACAGAAGCACAUUAACACAUUCAUGCUUAACACAUUCAUUCAUACCGUACUGGAAUAAGUGAAUGAAGCACUAUUUGGCAGGUCACCAGAAGCGCUAAUGGAAUAUAACACACACAAAGCCAACACAUUACCAGCACUGUCACCCGCCUGAUGCACAUAGCAGCUCAUUGAGCGAGACACUGAGACUGGGCUGAGUUACCGGACUUCACGGCUCAUAGAUCAACAGAAAUACCACUGUAGGUGGUUAGACACACAUACACACACACACACCGCACACGGGGUUAGACCGAGUGACAGGCGGAGAGACAAACAGUGCAGCCAUUGAGUGCAAACUGAUUCAGUGACCCCCAGAUGUGUGAAUCAGCAAACAUUCAUUUUCUCUAAAUGAAGAAAUUUUCUGAAUGGGCAAAAGACAAAAGGAGAGGAGGAAAUGGCCAGAGGGAUGAAGAGGAGGAGAGGAAGAGGCAAGAAAGGGAAAGGAAGACGGGAGGAGGGGUGAGUCAGGGGAUGAGCGUUGGAAAUAACGGGCAGAGGGGUACUGCUUAGUAAUCAGAAGUCAACUGGUCAGUUACAGUAAUUCUACAACAGCGCUACACAUACUGUCUAGACACACAUACACACACACCGUUGUGUUUCCAUCAAUCAGAAGACAUUACAUCGACUUGCAUUCAUUUCCUGAAGACUUACCCUAACCAAAACCAGUGACCCAAAAUUAGGGCCACAGCUUUUAUUCCCGACUGGACAAGCUGUCCCCAAUAAACUGGUCUUGAGUCCCAGAGGGUAACUUAAGUCAUACACACACACACACACACACACACACACACACACGCACGCACCCACACCUUAGUGCCUUAACAAAUCUUUCACUUCUUUGCUGCUUUUCAUUCAGUGCUCACUCAUUUAUACCAUGUUUUUAAUGACUUCACUCCGUAGCAAAUAUUUUACACAGUUUUAAAAUGUUUUAGAAUAGAAUCAAUUAUCCUAAAGAAACAGUUUUGUCUUCUUUGUGUAAAGAAAUAGUUUGACAUCUUGUGAAACACACUUAUUUGCUUUCUUGCUGAGAGUAAGAUGGGACCGCCAAUACCUCCCUCACACUUGCAGCCACAAUACAUGGGACACCGACAUGGUGUGACAUGUCUGCCGCAGCAUGCCCGCAGCAGAGUGGGUCCAUUAUAAUCAACUGAGGCUGCUCCACUGUCCACGGAAGCUACGCUUGCUCAUGUGGGCAUUGCGUGUCUCUUCUCUAUCUGUCCACGCUGGUCAAUUAUUGAAAUGAAUACCUCAUUUUACCAGAGGCAAUGUGAAGCAUGUGCUUCCACAUUUCACAUCAAAAUAAAUGUCUCCUGUAGUUAAAAUGAUCCGUUUAAAUAAUUCAGCACCAGUUAAUAUAGUCCACACUUCUAA
This is a messenger RNA of Epinephelus fuscoguttatus (brown-marbled grouper), 3203 nucleotides long. RefSeq names its product cardiotrophin-like cytokine factor 1 (gene clcf1). The transcript has 3 exons. The record is from RefSeq and is a predicted model, not a curated record. Lineage: Eukaryota; Metazoa; Chordata; Actinopteri; Perciformes; Serranidae. Bases 224 to 1714 code for a protein of 496 amino acids.